Messenger RNA from Drosophila ficusphila, 1557 nucleotides. RefSeq lists its product as uncharacterized. NCBI's taxonomy places the organism in Eukaryota, Metazoa, Arthropoda, Insecta, Diptera, Drosophilidae. The coding region runs from base 405 to 1322 and encodes 305 amino acids. The record is from RefSeq and is a predicted model, not a curated record. The transcript is spliced from 4 exons.
CGCGCCGCCAACUGAAAAUACAAUUCGUUUGUCCAUUUUUUGCGAAUAAGUUUGGCAAUUAGCUGGCUGAGAUUGUGUGCAUCCCUGUGUGUCCGUGUGUGUGUGUGUGCAGCAAUUGCAGCAACAAUUGCAGUUAACCGAGAAAACCGAAAAGCCAACAAAAAAGCAACUGUAAAAAGCGCUCGUGAAGAAAUAAAAGUGAAGCCGGUUUGCAAAAAAUUACGCAAAUAAAAAAAGGAAAAACGGAGACAGCCGAAUUACCGUCUGCACUGAAUUCGUGUGUUAAAUCAAGUCACACGAAAAAUAGUCAAUAGAAGAAGGAGUCCAGUAAUCAAUUGAAACGAGUUUUGCAUCGGCCGCUUUGUGCUGAGGAAAUCGGAAAAACGGAAAAACAGCCACCCAAAAUGCAGUUGCUUUGCAUCUCGCUCGCCGUUUUGGCCGCCUUGGCACUCGGAAGUGGAUAUGCGGCCACGCUGCCCACCAACUCCGCUCCCAGUGUUUUCAGCAGCGAUCCCAGUCCCAACUCGAAUUCCAAUCCGAGCGAGGAGUUUGCGGACAGCGAGUUGGCUUUGCCAGCGGGGUCAAUUGAUUUGGGCGAUGCAGUUGCACCAUCGCCAGCUUUGCUGUCCAGCGACUCGAAUGAGGUGGUACCCUGUAGUCUCAGUUCACCGGAGCUGAAUGAGUGCAUACGCGGUUUAAUACAGUCGUUUGCCCCGAAGUUGAGGUAUCGGGGAGUUCCUGAAUACAACAUGGACUCCAUUGAUCCGUACUUCUACAAGAGGGGAAUCUUCCGGUACACGAACGAUGGCAUCCAGGGAGGACUACUGAUCAAGAACAUGGAGAUCUACGGCAUCAGCCAGUUGCAGGUGAACUCUGUGGCUGCCAAUUUCACGGACAGUGGCUUCAUAAUUAAGCUGGGCGUUGAGCUGCCGCAACUGAAGGCAGGCGGACACUUCAAGGCGGACGUGAAGUUCGGCGGAUUGCGACUGGUGCCCAAGGGACCCUUCAACAUCACCAUAGACAACAUCAAGGCCACCAUUCUGACCGACGGCCACAUCGAACAGCUGCCCAGCGGUCAGCAGCGUCUCAGUUUACACCGCCUGAAUGCCAAUGUCAAUAUCGGCGAUGCCAAGGUGGUGGCCAAUGGCAUUUUCUCCGAUCGCAACCUGAAUGCCAUGAUUCUCAAUCUGGUGAAUGAGAAUCUCCCGGAGAUCACUCGCGUUGGAAUUCCCGCCACCCGCGAACAAUGGGCUCCCAUUUUAAUUGCCCAUAUUAACGAGUUCUUCGCCAAGGUUCCCAUCGAGAAAUUCCUGGUUCAAUGAUCCACUUGACCCGUUCUCAAGCAACACUUAGCUCCUAGUUAGUUUUAGCCUAAUGUUAACGAUUACAAAUUUAUCUUAAGCGCUGUUUCCAAAUAAUUUUCUAUGCACCAACGAUUUGGCUAAAAUUUGGAAUGAUUUUUAACAAUUACCAAUUUGUAUUUAUUUAUGUCGUCCAUUCUAAACAAAAAAAGAAGCUAUGUGGAAAUUUGAAAAAAUAAAUUCUCCUUUCAAAGAG